Molecule: messenger RNA, 1070 nt
Organism: Frieseomelitta varia
Lineage: Eukaryota; Metazoa; Arthropoda; Insecta; Hymenoptera; Apidae
Gene: Fkbp12
Product: peptidyl-prolyl cis-trans isomerase Fkbp12
Exons: 4
Coding region: 209-538 (109 amino acids)
Molecular function (GO): peptidyl-prolyl cis-trans isomerase activity
Source: RefSeq, a predicted model, not a curated record
UUUCCAGUUAAAAUUUCUUUCCCGAGGGUAUCUUCAGUUACCUUGUUAUAUUCAUUGAACAGCAUUGGAUCUGGUAUCGUUUUUUGCAGGCACGAGACUCGCAUUUAUGUGAAUUCUGCUUAGCAAUACAAAUCGCCCAGUUUUGUAUAAUAAAAUACACUUAUUUCUUCGUUAAAAAUCCGAUUUUUGUGACAUAAAAUAUAUAGUCAUGGGCGUGGAUGUGGAAGUUCUUUCUCCUGGAGAUGGCCAGACAUACCCGAAAACCGGACAAACCGUAGUUGUUCAUUAUACAGGUACUCUAGACAAUGGAAAGAAAUUUGACUCAAGCAGGGACCGUGGAGUACCAUUUAAAUUUAAAAUAGGUAAAGGAGAAGUUAUUAAAGGCUGGGACCAAGGUGUUGCUCAAAUGUGUGUUGGAGAACGAGCAAAGCUAACUUGCACACCAGAUUUUGCCUAUGGUAGUCGUGGGCAUCCUGGAGUUAUUCCACCAAAUGCCGUUCUUAUCUUUGAUGUGGAAUUAUUGAAAGUGGAACCUUGAAGAAUUUUCCAAGGUGUAUUAAAUUGAUUGCACACAUCAGAACCACAGAUAACUAAACGCUUCAAAUUGCAUUAUGUUAAGUAGUUAUUGCAUGAAUGGUAUGUCUUACAUACUGACCUUAAUUUGGUUGCUCAUAAAAACCAAAAGAGAAAAACGAGAGUUUGAUUCUGUUUUUUCCACGAUUGCACAAUUAUAUAAACUCCAAAUUACAAUUGUACAGAAACCAAUAAUGACCAAUGUGCGGUAUUAGAUUACAAAUUUUUACAUUUUUACAUCGUAACAUUAAAAUUUACAUUACUCGUUUUCGAGGCUAAUUGCAUUCCUGUUAUGAGUAAUUGAAUUAAAUCUUGAAGCAUCCAACAUGUAAUCUGACAUCUGUGUUCAUUCCAAUUACAUAGUACUUGAUAAACAAUCACUUGGAUAUUUUGUACAAAAUCUUUCAAUGAUCCAAAAGGAAAUAAUUCUACUGAUAAUGUAAUAGUAUGAACCUUUACACAGAAAAAUUCAAUAAAAAAGAUUGUCUUGUCAUCAA